Hibiscus syriacus is the source of this 1086-nucleotide messenger RNA. Its product is annotated as probable ADP-ribosylation factor GTPase-activating protein AGD13. The record is from RefSeq and is a predicted model, not a curated record. Lineage: Eukaryota; Viridiplantae; Streptophyta; Magnoliopsida; Malvales; Malvaceae. The transcript is spliced from 8 exons. The coding region runs from base 59 to 1039 and encodes 326 amino acids. Gene Ontology annotation, molecular function: GTPase activator activity; phospholipid binding.
UUCUCAGAUUUUUUCUCAAGCAUUGUUUGUUGGAUGAUUUUGUGUUGGCUUCAAAGCGAUGAGCGCUCAAUUUACAAAGAUUUCCUCAGCCCAUAAUAGAAGACUGAGGAACUUAUUGAAUCAAAGCGAUAACCGCAUUUGUGCGGAUUGUAGUGCUCUGGAUCCGAAAUGGGCAUCGACAAAUAUCGGAGUCUUUAUAUGCGGGGAAUGUUGCGACGUGCACAAAAGCCUGGGUACGCACGUCUCCAAGGUUAUGUCAGUGUCAUUGGAUGAAUGGACAAUUGAACAAAUUGACGCGGUGGCCGAAGUCGGAGGAAAUUCGACGGCUAAUGCAAUCUACGAGGCCCAUAUACCCGAAGGUUAUUCGAAGCCGGGUCCAAAUGCUAGUGUUGAGGAGAGGAAUAAAUUCAUCAAGUCCAAGUACGAAGAUCAAGAAUUUUCUAAACCGAGCUUGCGGAUCUCUUCGGGGAAGAGUUCCUCUAACUCUUCAUUUAAGAUCUUUUCAUCAAAGUUUAUGGAUAGUUUCCGAUUAAUUCCGGAACAGGAAGGCAUGGUGGAAUUUAUCGGUUUAUUGAAGGUCACAGUGUUGAGAGGCUCGAAUUUAGCCAUCCGGGAUAUGAUGACAAGUGAUCCUUAUGUUGUCUUAACUCUCGGGCAACAGACCAUACAAACAGGCGUCGUACCCAGCAGCUUGAAUCCGAUAUGGAAUGAGGAUCUCAUGCUAUCUGUUCCUAGCAAUUAUGGGCCUCUGAAAUUGGAAGUAUAUGAUCACGACACGUUCUCGGCCGACGACAUAAUGGGAGAUGCCUCGAUCGAUAUCCAACCCCUGAUAUCAGCCGCAAUGGCAUACGGAGACCCGGAAAUGUUCGAGAAUAUGCAGAUAGGGAAAUGGUUGAAAACUGCGGACAAUGGGCUUUUGGAGGACAGCAUCAUUAACAUUGUCGAUGGGAAGGUGAAACAGUACGUGCAGUUGAAGCUCCAAAAUGUUGAGAGUGGAGAAAUUUAUCUAGAUGUGGAAUGGCUGCCCCUUGACCAGUAAGUUUGAAUUAUAUAAUUUAUUAUUCUAUUGUUUGUUGAGAUAUCGGU